AUGUCUCUGAUGAUCUAUAUUUACAUCAUGUUUAUACACCAACUUCAUCUUAUUUCUGUUGUGUUUCAGACUAAAGUAUUUGACAUGUUUGAAAUAGCAAAGCAAUGGUUUGACAUCACACAUGAAAAACACCCCAACUUUGUCUACCCAAAUAUUUCCUGGAACUGCAGGUCAAGAGCUGGUGCCUCUCAGCACCAUGGCCAUGCCCACAUGUGUCUUGCCGAAGAGUUCCACUAUGGGCAUUGGGAACGUUUAAAGCAGGUGUCUAAACUGUAUGCUGACGAAUACCCUGGAAGGAAUUAUUUUGAUGACUUUGUAGAGGCCCAUCAUGUACUGAAGCUUGCACAACCCAUCGGCRAUGCCUGGCUACUGAUCCACCUUGCACCAUAUUGUGGAUAUGAAUURAAGGUUUUAUGCUGGGAUUUGACAGAAGACUUCAAGACUGCUGUGUACAAGGCUGUAAACAUGCUUGUCAAUGAGUUCAACUCACAAUGCUUCAAUGUCUGCAUUCAAUUUCCACCCCUUCAGAAUGGCAACCUUCGUCCUCCAACUGGCUCACCAAAGCRUAUGAAGUUUGAAAAACCRAAUGGGAGUAAGAUGCCUUUCAUAGCUCAUUUAGUUGACCGAGGGGACAUUAAUAAAGGGACAUCUUCUGAUGUAUGCAGUAUGAGGAUUUAUGGUAGUGCUAUAGUCAAUGAGGACCCUUUUAUUUUAGCAAAGAAGCUGGAAUGGUUAUGAUAAUAUAAACUUUUGAUAUUCAUGCUGAUUUUAUUAAUUUUUCAAUUUAGACAAGGUGAAUUCACUGAUCAAAGCUACAUUGUAUAAAAAUCAAUUCAUUCUAUAGAUUCACCUUUUGUUGCCAAGCAACACUGUGGAUCGUAUUGGAAUUUUGAAAAUGUUUCUUUAAUCCAAUAACACUACAUAUUAAGGAAAAAAAUAUUAUUAUUGAACAGCUUGUUUUUACCUUUUCCAUUUUUUCUAUUUAUGUUUUAAGACUGUCCAGUGCAGAAUGGUCUUCUCAAUCAACCAGAACAGUUUAAAAUAUGGCUGAUAUAAAGCAAAUCAAUCAUUUGUUAAAACUUUACUUGACAUCUGGAAUGAUCACUGAAUAAGAACUAUCAUUUAGAAACUAUUUACAUUUUAUUUCAAAGAAAGAAAAUGCACUCUAGGAGCCUUGAAAAGCGCACUAUUUUUAUAUUAAUGAGUAGGAAUAAUAAUACUAGUUGGUAUAGCUAUAGUUAACUAAUACUAACAAACUAGGAAUUUUACCAAACACAAUUCAGUUGUUUGUCUUUUUAUUCGUCAAAUCCAGUAAUAUACACAUACAUUUAAUGCCUAUAAUAUGAUUCAAAGUUAGAAGUAUAGAAUGGUCCUUUUAUAUGGAAAACAAACGGAUGUAAAGAUGUGAUCCAGUUUCUUUUCCUUAUGCCAUUCUACACUCCUAACCUACACUACUAUAUAUUGUACAAUCAUUAUAAAAACUGUCACAGAGCACAACCCAUGACAGCUUUCUCUGUGCUUUACACAAAAUGUUUAUCAGCUUCAUUGAAUGGAUUGUUUUUUGAUUAAAUUCUAAAGAAYGACAAAGUCAGUGCAACUAAUUCCUGAAGAAAGACUUUCAUGGGGUUCGCAWGUUCAAUUUUACAUUUACAGAGCUAGAUAGUGAUGUCAUUACAGUAAACAAUGUGUGUACACAACCACUUUYAGUAUUAAAGAAUAACGUUUGCAAAGCAAAA
Molecule: messenger RNA, 1736 nt
Organism: Exaiptasia diaphana
Lineage: Eukaryota; Metazoa; Cnidaria; Anthozoa; Actiniaria; Aiptasiidae
Exons: 1
Coding region: 1-738 (245 amino acids)
Source: RefSeq, a predicted model, not a curated record